CUACCAUCGCGAGCACUUAAUUCAAUGCAAAAAUUAAGCGCUUUAGAUUUCGAUUACAAUGAAAUUGAGAAAAUCGAAGAUUACAGCUUCUAUGGUUUGCGUCUGUCCAAGCUGAAUAUGAAAGGAAAUCGGCUGCAAAGUAUCCCCGAACAUGCCUUUGUGGGCUUGGAGGAGUCAAUGCAAGAAAUUGACUUAUCUGAAAAUAGUUUAAGAUCCUUCCCCAUGAUGGCCUUAAGGAAAUUAGAUUAUUUACGAAUUCUACGACUAUCGAAUAAUAAAAUUUCCACAUUUUAUGGUGAUAUCCAGCUGGUGACAAAUAAUGCAACGGCUGCUUCGACAUUACGACUGCCUUCGUUGACAUUUUUGGAUUUGAGUUCAAAUAAAUUCACCGAAAUUCUCGAUGAUUGUUUUCGUACAUUUCCCCAACUGAAAACGUUGUCAAUGUAUGCGAAUCAAAUUGAAACCGUGCAAGCGGAUGCAUUUAAAAGUCUAAAAGAAUUAAUGUCACUGGAUAUGUCACAUAAUCGUAUAAUAUCGUUGGAUUCGAAAAUAUUCGAUAAAAAUAAACGUUUGCAAACGGUGGAUUUAAGUCAUAAUCAUAUACAUUCGAUAAGUGGAGUGUUUUCGAAUUUACCCCAUUUGAGAGAAAUAUUUUUAUCGGAAAAUAAUAUUUUGGAACUGCCAGCAGAUGCUUUUACAAAUUCGUCAAAUGUGGAGGUGAUUUAUUUGGAAUAUAAUGCCAUUGCCCAUGUGGAUCCAAAUGUAUUUUCGUCGUUAGUUAAUUUGGAUCAUUUGUAUUUGAGGGCAAAUUUUAUACCUCUACUACCGGUUACAUUGUUGGAUAAGUGCCAGAAACUGAGUUCCCUCUCUUUGGAUGAUAAUGAAAUACAAGAUUUGGAAAUUGGUAUGUUUCGUAAAUUGGAAUUUCUGAGAGAGGUACGACUGCACAAUAAUCGUAUAAGGCGAAUAAGAAAGGGUGUGUUUGAACCCCUGCCUACCCUGCAGGAAUUGCAUGUCCAGAAAAAUAAUAUUGAAGAUAUUGAACCGGGAGCAUUUCAAACUUUGUAUAAUUUGCAACAUAUAAAUCUGCAAGAUAAUCAAUUGACCGUGUUGGAGGACAUCUUUCCCAAGGAUGCGAAUAAUUCCUCACUGCUGACCAUCCAAUUGGAGGCAAACUAUUUGAAUAAAAUUCAUGUGAAAACAUUUCGUCGACAGGAUAAAAUACAAAUUAUGUGGUUAAGUCACAAUGAAUUGGUACGUGUGGAGAAGUCCAUGUUUGAGGAUCAAGUUGACUUGGCCCGGUUGUAUUUAAAUCACAACUUCAUAAGGGAUAUAGAUCGUGACACCUUUGCUAAGCUGAAGAAUUUAAAAUUCCUCGAUAUGAGUUGGAAUCGUAUGAAACAAUUGAGGCGAGAUUAUUUUGCCGCCCUCAACAAUUUGGAGGAGUUGCUGCUGGCCCACAAUUUCAUUGAGGCAAUUGAAGGUUAUGCUUUUAAUAAAAUGAAAAAUCUCAAAAUCCUAGAUCUCUCACACAAUCCGCUGCAUCAAAUAACCAAUGAUGUGUUCAUGGAAGAUUUGGCGCUAACCCAUUUGAAUUUGAAAAAUACCUCUUUAAGGAAAAUCGAAAAUAAUACCUUUAAGUCGCUGCAAAACCUCAAUGAACUUAAUUUGGAGCUUAAUUAUUUGUUGCCGUCCGAUAUACAAAAAUUAGAGUUACCAGGUUUACGCACACUCUUUUUAUCGCACAAUAAUUUCACCAAUCACAUGGCCACAAUGGCCAGUAUGUUCGACAAGCUGAGAUCCAUACAACAUUUGACCAUGGCCAAUUGUUCUAUCAGCGCCUUGCCCGAGGAUAUGUUUAAUAAAAAUACCAAUCUGGUAAAAUUGGAUCUCUGUGAUAAUCAGCUGACGACCAUGAGCCGCAACCUCUUCAAUGGCCUGAAUGUUUUCAAGGAACUAAGGCUAUGUCGUAAUCAUUUAGUGGAAUUUCCUCAUGUGGCAUUGUACAAUUUGAGUACCCUGGAAAUAUUGGAUCUAUCACGCAAUCUCUUUUCCACAAUAGAUUUUUACAAACUCAGUGGAACCCUAAAUCUACGACAAUUAAAUCUCAAAGAAAAUAAAAUCACAUCACUGACCGGCUUUAAUGCUGUCAAUCUAACCCAACUUGAUACCGUCGAUUUAAGUGGCAAUCAUUUACUUUCCCUGCCAGCAAAUUUUCUACGGAAUUCCAUUAAUCUACAAAAAGUUGACUUGUCCAGUAAUCGUUUUCUGCAAAUACCCAGUUCCGCCUUAUCGGAUAUAUCAUUGCCCCGUCUAUCCUGGCUUAACCUCACCGGGAAUCCCAUCAACACUAUUUAUACCGUAAUUGAAGAAAGAUAUCCCUAUCUCAAGGAACUCUAUAUAUGUCAAACAAAUCUCUCAAUACUCACCUCCUAUGACUUUAAGGCCUUCAAGGCCCUACAACAUUUACAUCUGGUUAACAACCGCAUAACAAGAAUUUCUCCUGGGGCUUUUACAAAUCUCACGAAUUUACUUACUCUCGAUAUAAGUAUUAAUGAAUUGGAAUUGUUACCCAUAGAACGUUUAAAGGGUCUGAAUAAUUUACGUGUGCUGAAUAUUUCUCACAAUAUUUUACGCGAAUUGGAUGAAUUUUCAUCGGAUUUGGUACAGCUACAAGUUUGUGAUUUAUCUUUCAAUCAAUUGGAUCGCAUUUCGAGAUUUACAUUUACACACUUGCAUAAUUUGGUGGAGUUGUAUUUGAUGGGAAAUCGUAUGACCGUAUUGUCGGUGGAUGCUUUUCGUUAUUUACGCAAACUGCAUAUUUUGGAUUUGAGAAAGAAUUAUUUUGAAUUGGUACCAAUUGAGGCGUUGAAACCCCUAGAGGCGAACAUUAAGACAUUGAGAUUGGAAGAAAAUCCACUGCAAUGCAGUUGUGAUGCCCAAAAACUCUGGGAAUGGUUACGUGAUCAUCGCAAAUGGUCUUCAUCCACUACGGGCGAUAACAUUAAUUAUCUAAGGUGCGAACAUCCGGCUGAGUUGCGUGGCAAGAUAUUUGCCAAAAUGGAGCCGCAACAAUUCUGUGAUGCACCAUUAAUUCCCAAAAUUGCCAUACAGGAUAUACAGCCAUAUUCGGUUAUUGUAUCCUGGCAGAGCCGUGAGCAUUUAGGAUUAAACGGCUAUGAAAUUGUAUAUCAUGCCAUUGUUGGUGAUGGUAAAGACUAUUAGGAGAUACGCGGCAAACGACUAAAUGGUUCGGCACAUUCAGCAAAAUUAACAAAACUUAGCCCAAAUACACGUUACCAUAUUUGUGUUAUCGGUACCGGUAAUUGGCUAUCGGAGCCUGUAGCGACUGCCUUACAAAGGAUACAUGUUAACGAUAGCUUCCUUAUGGCGCCACGUGAUGAACCAAACGCAUCAAUGUAUCCAUUUGCUUCCGCAUCUUCCACCUCCUACUCGUCGUCCUCAGCACCGUCUUCGUCUCCUUCAUAUUCCGUGUCAGAUGGAUCAGGCGGCUAUACACCGUAUCAUUUAUCGUAUACUGGAGGCUUGUUUAAUACAAAUAGCAUGACCUUUGGCGAACAUCCAUCGCUGGCCCAACCGCAACAGCAGCAGGCCUUAAUCGAAAACACCGUGGCCACCGACAAUGCCCUACAAGAAGUUCUCAAAAAUUCACGUUUUUCCACCUGCACCGAUGUUCAGACACUCGAUUCGACGCCCAGUGUUAUCACCGAUGAAAAUGGCUUAGCCACUAAUGGCUUCAUUCAUUCCAUACUUACACGCCGUCUUGGUCUUAUUGUGGGUUGUUGCAUGGGUAUUAUUGUUUUCAUCGUUAUGAUAUCCGUGCUGAGCUAUGUAAAGCUGAAGAAACAACGCAUCGAGAAUGCCAAACGACAGGCCGCCCUGCCACCCGACUACAUGUCCUAUCGUCAUUUCUCAAUACCUAAUGAAGAGCUACUGAGGACCGGUGCGGCUGGUACGGUCAUGUCAAGUGUGCCGAGUGGCAUUAGUGCUCACAUCAGUGGCACCAGUUUGAGUACGAGUGCAACUACAACGGCCACGGCCACAACACCUCUUGGAAUUUUGAAAGUAACUGAAAGUCUGAAUAGUAGUAUGGGCGGGGGUGGAGGAGGUGCUGCGACAACAGCAACGUCUACCGGUAAUGCGGUUAUGACUGGAGGCAAUGGAACUUUAAUUUCAGUCUCUCAGUCGGAGAAUGGUUCAGUGGCGGCGGCAGCAGCGGCGACAGUAGCAACGUCGUCUGCGACCGGAACAAAUAACCAUCAUCACAUGCCGACGCAUCAUCACAAUCACCAUAAUCAUCAGCUUACUUCCCAACAGCAGCACCAGUCGCAGCAUCAACAUUAUCAGCAAGGAAAUGGCAAUGUCGUUGGCUAUAUGGCAGCCGGAGUCGUGCUAGGUGCAAAUCAUUUAAAUAACGUCGCCUGUUAG
This is a messenger RNA of Musca vetustissima, 4449 nucleotides long. RefSeq names its product protein artichoke-like. The record is from RefSeq and is a predicted model, not a curated record. The transcript is spliced from 5 exons. The annotation marks the transcript as partial. Gene Ontology annotation, molecular function: protein binding. NCBI's taxonomy places the organism in Eukaryota, Metazoa, Arthropoda, Insecta, Diptera, Muscidae.